GGAGGAGGAGGAGGAGGGGGAGGAGGGGGAGCGGAGGGAGGUGUUUCUGUCAGUUCCGGCUGUUUGUUCGGGAAGUGGAUCCGCCGCGGCCGGAGCCGCCCGGACGGAGCUGCGGAUCGCGAGGCCAGCCCGACCCCGCCCGCCCGCGCGCGCCGCCCCCGCCCGCCAUGGCCCGGGACUACGACCACCUCUUCAAGCUGCUCAUCAUCGGCGACAGCGGUGUGGGCAAGAGCAGUUUACUGUUGCGUUUCGCAGACAACACUUUCUCAGGCAGCUACAUCACCACCAUCGGAGUGGACUUCAAGAUCCGGACCGUGGAGAUCAACGGGGAGAAGGUGAAGCUGCAGAUCUGGGACACGGCCGGGCAGGAGCGCUUCCGCACCAUCACCUCCACGUAUUACCGGGGAACCCACGGCGUCAUCGUGGUUUAUGACGUCACCAGUGCAGAGUCCUUCGUCAAUGUCAAACGGUGGCUUCACGAAAUCAAUCAGAACUGUGACGACGUGUGCCGGAUACUAGUGGGGAAUAAGAAUGACGACCCCGAGCGGAAGGUGGUGGAGACAGAAGAUGCCUACAAGUUCGCUGGGCAGAUGGGCAUCCAGUUGUUUGAAACCAGUGCCAAGGAGAACAUCAAUGUGGAAGAGAUGUUCAACUGCAUCACAGAGCUGGUCCUUCGAGCCAAGAAAGACAACUUAGCAAAACAGCAGCAGCAACAACAGAACGACGUGGUGAAGCUCACGAAGAACAGUAAACGGAAGAAACGCUGCUGCUAAUGCCCCCUGCCCACCGCAGAGACUGCACUUCGGCCACUCCCCGGCCGGGGGCCCGCGGGCUCCUGGGGGACAGGCGCAGUUUUGUGCCGUUAUUUAAAGAAUCCUCUCCACGUUUUUUGUAUCGGGAGGCGCCAUCGGCACUUCCUCCCCUCCCCCCUUGAGUGCCAAGAAGGUGUCGGACAAGCCCGCCCCACCCUUCUGGUGCCCCUGCUCCCUGGCCAAGCUGCCCGGGCCCGGCGAGGACAAUGCCAGCUGAGCGGACUGAUUAACCAGAUUUUGUACAUAAUGUAUAUUGCUUUAACCAGCCACAUCACCCUCGUCCUGCUCUGGCUUUUGCCUCCUUAAUGCCAACCUGCUGCAACAAGACCCUUCCCGCCCCGCCCCGCCCCGUCCCGUCUUCGGCAGCCUCCUGAGGAGACAGGAUCGUGUCCUGGCCGGGGCUUCCGCCAGCCAGGAGACGCGGAGUGAGUGGGUCCCAGGCCUCUCUCUCGCUCUCCUGCAGGCUGCCGCUGUGCUUGGCGCGGAGGGCCUCUCCGGGGCGCGCGCUCUGUCCCAGCCCACCUCUCCCCCCGCAGAGCCCUUCAGCAGCGCCGCAGGAGUCCCUCCUGCCCCGUGGCCAACAGAUCUAGUGUCCUGCCUUCUAGAGGCCCGAGCUACAAACCCGUGGAAGCCCUGGCUUCUAAUUUAGACCAUCCCAUCGCAGUUCCCACAGAAAGGGUGUGUGUGUGCCGGGACAGGGCUUGCGGGGGGGGCUGCGGAGCAUUAUUUUAACUGAUAAAAUGAAGCCAAAUCAAAUUAAGUUCCUCAUCCUUAUUUUCCUGAGCGGCAGAAGUGGCCUCCCGCUCUGGGGCCAGUGUUUUCAGAAAAGUGAAUGGCUUCCUGCCAUUGUGGGUUCUUGGCAAAGUCGAUCUGCCUCCCUGGCCGCUUUUAAGUAAAGAAGGGGCCUCCCACCUUGUCAGUGCUGUGUCCAGGGCCUCCGGGGGGGCCCACGCAGGGCUGCUCCCUUGGAGCCCGUGGUGAGGGAGGUUGGCAGCACCGGCAGCACUUGGUUCCAUGCUUGAGGGUUUCGUAGUGGCUGGGCAAGUAUGCCCACCCCACUGUGGCCGGGAGCCAGCUUCUCCCACCUCUGUCCCCCGGAGGAGAAACCGGGGUCACCUGCACUUGAUUUCCGCUGCCCCUCAGGACACUUCAUUCCCCUUCCCCCUAAAAAAGGAUCACGUUACCUGGGAAUAACUGAAUUCAGCAUCAUGAUGUGUUUUAUGAGAUUUCUUUUUCCUAGGCGAUUUCCAGGCAGUGCUCUGAUUGGACAAUCAUCACAGAUCACGUUGCAGAUUUUCCAUGUUAACAUUGUUGAUGGGUUUUUAAUCAAUAAAAGAGCUGGGGUUUCUUCUGA
This is a messenger RNA of Sorex araneus (European shrew), 2166 nucleotides long. It is a transcript of the gene RAB35, whose product is annotated as RAB35, member RAS oncogene family. Gene Ontology annotation, molecular function: GTP binding; GTPase activity. Gene Ontology annotation, cellular component: endosome membrane; plasma membrane. Gene Ontology annotation, biological process: Rab protein signal transduction; endocytic recycling. Lineage: Eukaryota; Metazoa; Chordata; Mammalia; Eulipotyphla; Soricidae. The transcript is spliced from 6 exons. The record is from RefSeq and is a predicted model, not a curated record. The coding region runs from base 168 to 773 and encodes 201 amino acids.